GUUUGCGUCUGGAGCCCGAGCGGCGCGAGCCGCCCUGACAGCGGGACCCGCCCCCUCCCCCCGUCCCGCACCCGCCGCCUCCGCCCCGGUCACCUUCCCGGCUGCUCUGAGGGCGCAGAGCGGGGUCCCCGCCCCCGGGUCCGGCUCGGGCCAGCGGCUGUCCCGGGCCGGCGGGGGGAUGAGCUGCGGCGGGGCGAGCAGCAUCCCCGGCCCCGGGGAGCCGCCGCGAGACCCCGCCGCCGCCGCCCCCCUGGAGCUGCCGGUCGCGGAGGAGAGCGCGGGGCUGCGGCGGCUGCAGCCCCAGGAGAAGCCGGCGGCCGACGACCCCCCCGGGGCGGGGCAGAGCAGCGGCUCCGGCGGGACCCCCCCGGGCCCCUCCGAGGGGAGAAGCGGCGGCUCGGAGAGAGCCCGGGGGCAGGCGGGGGCCGCGGGCGGCGAGAAACCCGAGACCCGCUCCGUGUGCGGCAGCGACAGCGGCAGCGACAGCAACCCCGGCGGCGCCGGCCCCAUCUGCAAGAUCUGCUUCCAGGGCGCCGAGCAGGGUGAAUUGUUAAAUCCUUGCCGAUGUGAUGGAUCAGUACGGUACACACAUCAAUUGUGCCUCUUAAAGUGGAUCAGUGAAAGAGGGUCAUGGACCUGUGAGCUCUGCUGUUACAGAUACCAUGUUAUAGCAAUUAAAAUGAAAAAACCUUGCCAGUGGCAAAGCAUUACAAUAACACUGGUUGAGAAAGUGCAGAUGAUUGCUGUAAUCCUAGGAUCUCUGUUCUUAGUAGCAAGUGUGACUUGGCUACUAUGGUCAGCCUUCAGCCCCUAUGCAGUAUGGCAAAGAAAGGACAUCCUUUUUCAAAUCUGCUAUGGAAUGUAUGGUUUUAUGGAUCUAGUGUGCAUAGGACUAAUUGUACAUGAAGGUGCAUCAGUUUACAGAGUGUUUAAGCGCUGGAGGGCUGUUAAUCUUCACUGGGAUGUAUUAAAUUAUGACAAAGCUACAGACAUAGAAGAGAGCAAUCGAGGAGCGUCUUCACCGGGUAGGACAUUGUGGUUACCACUAACUGCAUUUAGAAACAGAAAUUUAAUUCAUCCAACACAGUUAACCUCUCCAAGAUUUCAGUGUGGCUAUGUAUUGCUGCAUCUGUUCAAUCGAAUGAGACCUCAUGAGGAUUCAUCAGAAGACAACAGUUCUGGAGAGGUUGUGAUGAGAGUAACCUCAGUGUAAAGAUAAUGCUCACUGUGCUACACAAAUAAGGAUAAUGUGCCCUGGAUUUUACAGUACUCCGGAAUGUAGUUGCAAUGAAUGGUGAUACCAUAGCACUUCUAAAAAUAUUUACAACUUUUAAAACAUUUAAUGCUUUUUAUAUGAUCAGUUG
Messenger RNA from Mauremys mutica (yellowpond turtle), 1364 nucleotides. RefSeq names its product membrane associated ring-CH-type finger 11 (gene MARCHF11). The coding region runs from base 179 to 1213 and encodes 344 amino acids. The transcript has 4 exons. The record is from RefSeq and is a predicted model, not a curated record. NCBI's taxonomy places the organism in Eukaryota, Metazoa, Chordata, Testudines, Geoemydidae. Gene Ontology annotation, biological process: protein ubiquitination. Gene Ontology annotation, molecular function: ubiquitin-protein transferase activity; zinc ion binding.